AUGGCAGUAACUACCAUAGCUCUGGACAACGUCAUUCUCAUGCGUCAGCUGACGCAUCAGCUGAGGCGUAGUGACGUGGACCGCCACCAGUGGGCCACCAGGAGACGAACCCCAAUUUCGGAUCUUCCGGUUAGACAAGAUAAAGUCGAGGAUAGCUUGGACUGGAUCGCUCAGCGCGCUGAAGGACCCCUUCAGGCGGGUGAUCCUAGGUUAGUGGACCUCUUGAGGAGUCGUUACCUUCAUCCUCCUGACGACCUUCCCUACGACCUGAAGGAGGACGUCUUGGGUCGUGAGAAUCUCUAUAUGAGAUACAAGAUAAUCUACCCGUCCUGGGUGUUUAUUAACGGCAUCUUAAAGGAACUGUUUAGCCAGGACACCGCAAGAGGCGAUGCGCGGAUCUUCGUGGAGGCUGGAGCCCUUGAUGGCGAGUAUCUAUCUAACACACUAUGGCUAGAGCGGCGGCUAGGAUGGACGGGGUUGCUGAUAGAAGCAGAGGCGGAUAGUUACAUCGCUCUCAGGAGGAAGCACAGGCGAGUCUGGUCUUCCCCUGGGUGUCUAGCCACAAGGGAUUAUGCUCACAGCGUGGUGCUAACCUCUUUCAGGAAGGAUGGUGCGUCAUCUGAGUGGACAGACAGAGGAGCUGCCAGGAUAGAGGAGAGACCGGUGGAGGCCGUGGAUGGUCCGGGCUACAAGACCUAUCACACAGCUCAGUGUUUCCCCGCCCUUACAUACUUCCUGGCACUCAACAUCACCCGGGUUCACUUCUUUAGCCUCGACGUCGAGGGCGUCGAGAUGGAAGUCCUACGCUCCUUUCCCUUCGACAGGAUCACCGUCGACGUGUGGGCUAUCGAGCACAUAGGCAGCCCUAAGCACACAGCCACACCUAUCAACGUCACCGUCGGCGUUUCCAAGUCUUUACGAACCUCCAUUACCUCCCAAAUCUCAUCCAAUUUGUCCUCCUCCAACGACGCUUCUGCUUCAGUUGGUUCCUCCUCUCAGAAGCUUUCGAAAUUUGAGGACCCAGACUUCAUUGCCUUCAUGGAGGCUCGCGGCUACUACCUCUUCGACGUCUUCUGUCAGAUCAUUCCCGACUACGUCUUCAUCAGACGGGGCAGCGAUGUCUUCAAACGGCUGAGUGUCCCCGAACGUUUGUGGACACGUCGAAAUCUCUGUUUACACAAGUCGUCCUGGGAGGCUAACACGAAGGUUUUCCAGCCCAGGCUGCACCGAGACAGGCGCCACUGGCCGAAACUGGUGUACGGGGAUUGAUGUACAUGGACUGGUGUACAAGGGCUGGUGUACAGAGGCUGGUGUACAGAGACCGAUGUACAGGGGCUGGUGUAUAGGGGCUGGUAUACAGAGGGUCGUGUACUGGGACUAAAUCCACGUGCGUCUUUCAGAGAAAGGUGUAGUCGAAGUUUGAUCUUCGACCACAGGUUGCUGGUACUUCCGGGUUGUGUUAUACACAGGUUAUGGUGAACAUGCGAGGGUUGUAUCUGUAUAUACUAAUGACUGUAUACAUAACUUGUGAUGUUUAGAAUAUAUGGACAGGGAAGGUAGUACACAUGAAUGUGUGUGAUGAUUGUCAUUUGAUUGAAUACUUGAGUGUAUCACAUCAGUGAGUGUAAUAUUUGAGUGUAUUUUGGCGGAUUCCUCAAGUGCUAUUGAAGUGUGUUACAUGUACCAAUAAAACACCUCACUAGCCAAAUAAGUAAAUAUUAAAGAAGAAUUAAAACACACUUAAGGCACUUCCUCCCACCUUGAAGACGGUCUUAUUUACAGAGCGAAAUACAUCACAAUCCUUUUUUUUU
Molecule: messenger RNA, 1811 nt
Organism: Cherax quadricarinatus
Lineage: Eukaryota; Metazoa; Arthropoda; Malacostraca; Decapoda; Parastacidae
Source: RefSeq, a predicted model, not a curated record